Messenger RNA from Didymodactylos carnosus, 1182 nucleotides. The record is from the annotation of a GenBank genome assembly. Lineage: Eukaryota; Metazoa; Rotifera; Eurotatoria; Philodinida; Philodinidae.
AUGGGUUCGGGCGAAUCAAAAACCAUUCAACAUUUGAAAAUGCAGCAGGAAAUGUUAAUAAAACAACAUCAAGAACUGUCACAACAAAUGCUCGAACAACAGGCCGAAAACAGGAAACAGCAAGAGGCUUUUGCUGAACAAAUAGUCAAAAUUUUUCUCAUUCUUCUUCAAUCAAAUUCUUCAGACGAACGUGUAAUACGAGAAGAAAAGAAAACAUUAGAAAUCGAAGGUGUAUCAUAUGAUAUUAGGCAAUUUGUAAAUCGCGGUGGUUUCGGUGAAAUAUACAAGGCACAAGCUCGUGGCAACAACAAGAUGGUUGCAAUUAAAUUUUUGCCAAACACAACUGGCAUUCAAGAUCAAAUUGAGAGAGAGGUGAACUUCUUGCGCGCCACACAGAAAAUUCAAAUGACUAAUCAUCCCGUCAUUGAAUACUAUGGAUGUAAAACGACGAACGAGGGUAUUUACAUUGCAAUGGAGUUGGCUCAUUGUGAUUUGUACACGUUUUGGAUAAAAAGAGUGAGCAAAGCGAGUGACAUGGAUAAAUUUGUGUUUGGCGCGAUAAUUAUCAUGUACGUCCUGCGUGCGCUGAUCUUUCUGGAAAAGCUGUCCAUUGUGCACGGUGAUAUUAAGCCGCAAAAUCUGGUCAUUGUAGAAUCGGAAAACUACUUCUGUAUCAAACUCAUCGAUUUCGGCACCGUCGAAAAACUGGACACGAGGCGAUCACAAAUUACGGUGGGAGCAGACAAGGCUCACACACGUUUCUUCGCCUCACCUGAGUUUCUCAAACGUGACCGAGACAAUCGAAUUAGUCGACGAUUGCAUAAGAAAUCGGACGUAUGGGCGGCUGGUAUCAUGUUCUAUUAUUUGCUGUUCGACCAGAUGCCGUUCGAAGAUGAGUUUGACUACGAGAAUUUCGUGAAUAGUCCAACGGCGAAAGAGAUAUCAGUGCCAGAAGGUGGCGGCUACAAGGCAGUUUUGGAGAUAUUGUUGAAGAAAGAUCCUGAGCAACGAGCAUCAGCUGAGACAACAUUAAAGAAAGAAAAUGCAAUAUACAGUGCAAUUGCCGAAAUAUUAGAAGCAAAAUUCUACAAAGUUGACGAUGUAUGUAAUAUUACCCUAUCAGAAGAAAUCAGAAAAGAAUUGAACAGUAAAACACUAGCUAAAGUAAAGGUAGCACAGUAA